Molecule: messenger RNA, 954 nt
Organism: Microthlaspi erraticum
Lineage: Eukaryota; Viridiplantae; Streptophyta; Magnoliopsida; Brassicales; Brassicaceae
Source: the annotation of a GenBank genome assembly
AUGCUCACACCUGAUUGGUCCGUUUUGAAAGCUGCUGGCUUGGUGUCUCCUCCUUAUUGGUUUAGAUCAUCUUUAUCCUUCUCAAGUAGCUGGUGUCGCCAUUCCAUUGGCCUUGUGCUUCCUCCUACGUUUCCUCUUGCUGAGGAUUUCGUACGUUUCCCUCUACGAAGGGUUUCGUUCCCCGUCGUGCUUGAUUUUAUUUCUCCUUCAAUGCUUCCUCCUUAUGAUUUUCGUGCUUCUCCUUUGGGAUUGGGAUUCCCUUGGGAUGUAUUAGGUCUUGAUAUGGGUUAUCACACGGUGAGUCAGAUUGCAGCGGUGCAGCGAGCAGGUCAGAGUGCAUCGGCACCGCGAGGCUAUUCUUCGGCGGAGACCAGCGGGACCAGUCAGGCCGGGCAGAUCACAUGGACCUUGUUAGUAGGCCGUUUUGAGUCCCACAUUUUAUUCGACUCUGGAGCAUCGAAUUGCUUCAUUACACCGGAGCGUGCCGAGAAGAGUGGCAUCCGGAACUGUAUGAUGUUAUUCUCGGGAUGGACUGGUUGUCGUACUACAGAGUUCAUCUGGAUUGCUACAGAGGCAGAGUCGUCUUUGAGCGAGAUGCGGGGAGAGCCGGGGACAGCACCGAUAUCGAAGACGCCUUACAAGAUGGUGCCAGCUAAGUUGGCAGAGCUGAAGAAGCAGAUAGAGGACCUUUUGUCUAAGGGGUUCAUUCGACCGAGUGUUUCACCGUGGGGAGCACCGGUGUUGUUUGUGAAGAAGAAGGAUGGAAGUUUUCGAUUGUGUAUCGAUUACAGAGGUCUUAACCGAGUCACUGUGAAGAACAGGUACCCACUCCCGAGGAUUGAUGAGUUGUUGGAUCAGUUAAGGGGUGCUACUUGGUUCUCCAAGAUUGACUUGGCAUCGGGGUAUCAUCAAAUCUCGAUAGAUGAGGGAGAUGUUUGGAAGACUGCUUUCUGA